This is a messenger RNA of Morone saxatilis (striped sea-bass), 6419 nucleotides long. RefSeq names its product calcium channel, voltage-dependent, P/Q type, alpha 1A subunit, b (gene cacna1ab). NCBI's taxonomy places the organism in Eukaryota, Metazoa, Chordata, Actinopteri, Moronidae. Gene Ontology annotation, cellular component: neuronal cell body; voltage-gated calcium channel complex; membrane. The record is from RefSeq and is a predicted model, not a curated record. Gene Ontology annotation, molecular function: high voltage-gated calcium channel activity. Gene Ontology annotation, biological process: chemical synaptic transmission; calcium ion import across plasma membrane.
GAAUGGAUGAUCCUCACCACCAUCAUUGCAAACUGCAUCGUCCUGGCCCUGGAACAGCAUCUUCCCGAUGGAGACAAGACGCCUCUGUCUGAGCGACUGGAGGAAACGGAGCCCUACUUCAUAGCCAUCUUCUGUUUUGAGUCAGGGAUCAAGAUCCUGGCUCUGGGUUUUGCGUUACAUAAGGGCUCCUACCUGAGGAACGGGUGGAACGUCAUGGACUUCGUGGUUGUGCUCACUGGUAUUUUGUCGUCUGUGGGUUCUCAGCUUGACCUGAGGACACUGCGAGCCGUCAGAGUGCUACGGCCACUGAAACUGGUGUCAGGGAUUCCCAGCCUGCAGGUGGUGCUCAAGUCCAUCAUGAAGGCUAUGAUUCCCCUGCUGCAGAUUGGCCUGCUAUUAUUCGUGGCCAUCCUCAUGUUUGCCAUCAUCGGCCUGGAGUUCUACAUGGGAAAGUUCCACACUACCUGCUACGACGAAGUCACACGAGAGGUAGUGGACGAAUUACCAUGUGGCACAGAGUUGCCGUCCAGGUUGUGUCCUAAUGGCACAGUGUGUAGAGGUGGCUGGCUUGGACCAAACUACGGCAUCACCCAGUUCGACAACAUCCUGUUCGCCGUGCUCACCGUCUUCCAGUGCAUCACCAUGGAGGGAUGGACAGACAUGCUCUACUACAGUAAUGAUGUGGAGGGCAGUGCCUGGAACUGGAUGUACUACAUCCCUCUCAUCAUCAUCGGCUCCUUCUUCAUGCUCAACCUGGUGCUGGGUGUACUCUCAGGUGAAUUUGCCAAAGAGAGAGAGCGAGUGGAGAACAGGAGCGAGUUCCUCAAGCUGAGGCGACAGCAGCAGAUUGAGAGAGAGCUCAACGGAUACCUGGAGUGGAUCUGCAAAGCAGAGGAGGUGAUUUUGGCUGAAGAUGACUCCACAGGGAACUUUGAUGGUUCGAGGCGAAGGCCAACCAUCAAAACCAAAAACAACAAGACAGAGCUGCUGAACCCUGAGGAAGGGGAGGACAACAUGGGAGACGCAGUAGGUUUUGCACGCUCCAGUAUAAAGAGCGGUAAGGACGGCUCCAAUUACAAUAAAACGGAACGACGAAUGCGAUUCUUUAUCCGCAAGAUAGUGAAGACGCAGGCUUUCUAUUGGACGGUGCUCUGCCUGGUGGGCCUCAACACCAUGUGUGUGGCUGCGGUGCAUUACAACCAGCCUGAGCUGCUCUCCGACUUCCUCUUCUAUGCAGAGUUUAUCUUCCUCGGUUUGUUCAUGUCUGAGAUGCUGAUCAAGAUGUAUGGUCUGGGCAUCCAGCCCUACUUCCACUCCUCAUUCAACUGCUUCGACUGUGUGGUAAUCGUGGGCAGUAUCUUCGAGGUGGUGUGGGCCACCAUUAAACCAGGCACGUCCUUUGGGAUCAGUGUAUUAAGAGCUCUGCGACUGCUCCGCAUCUUCAAAGUCACCAAGUACUGGGCACCUCUUCGAAACCUGGUGGUUUCUCUGCUAAACUCCAUGAAGUCCAUUGUCAGUUUGCUCUUCCUCCUCUUCCUCUUCAUCGUGGUCUUUGCCUUGUUGGGGAUGCAGCUGUUUGGAGGACAAUUCAACUUUGAAGGCGGAACCCCUCCUACUAACUUUGACACUUUUGCAGCAGCGAUCAUGACGGUGUUUCAGAUCCUGACAGGAGAGGACUGGAACAUGGUGAUGUACGACGGCAUUAAGUCCCAGGGAGGAGUGAACGACAAAGGGAUGGUCUUCUCCAUCUUCUUCAUCGUCCUUACACUGUUUGGCAACUACACUCUGCUUAACGUCUUCUUGGCCAUCGCUGUCGACAAUCUGGCCAAUGCCCAGGAGCUCACCAAGGAUGAGGAGGAACAAGAGGAAGCAGCCAAUCAGAAGACAGCAAUGCAGAAGGCUAAGGAAGUAGCAGAGGUCAGCCCGCUGUCAGCAGCCAACCUGUCUAUUGCUGCCCUUUCAGAUGAACAGCUCUGUAAGGAGCAGCAGAAGAACCACAUCAAGGGCAACAAGUCAGUGUGGGAGCAAAGGACGAGCGAGAUCCGCCGUCAGAACCUGAUGACGAGCCGCGAGGCGCUCUACAACGAGCUGGAGCAAGAGGACUGGAAGGUGGGAGGGGAGGGAGAGGAGGUGUCCUACCCACGGAAAGCACGCGGUGAUAUGAAGACCCACCUGGAUCGGCCACUGGUUGUCAACCCGCAGGACAACCGUAACAACAACACCAACAAGACCCAACCUGGUGAGCUGCCUCUGGACCAGGAGUACCGGCGCCAGGACAUUGACCACUACCACAGAGCCACACACUAUCACCACCACCACCAUCAUCAGAAAGCCACAGGGCCAGACAGUGGAGGUACGGGCCAGCCAGCGGAGACCCGCAUGGAGCGCGGCUUCAGCUGCACUUCUCUGGGCAACGUGGAAGGCCAGCAGGGGGAGGAGAGGCAAAGCCACAGGAGCCACCGGGGCCACAGGCACAGGAACAGGGAAGGCAGGGAAGCUCGGAGCGUGUCUCCCCACCAGAGUGAAGGGGGAGAGGGGAACAACGAACCUAGGAGGUCCAGGCAGCACCGCAGGGCAGCCAAGGAGGGGGAAGAAGGCAGGAGACACAGAUCCAGGGGGACAGAGGGAGAGGGGGAGAAAGGAACAGAAGGGGAGGGACGGAAGACGAGACGGCAUCGCCACGGCAACCAGGAGAGGAGCAGAGGGCAUCGCACCAGAAAGGAGCACCACAGCACCUGUCCCAGCCUCUCCACCACACGACCCAUUCAGCAGUACAACGAGGACCUGGACAACUUCCGUAAUAACAGCAAGCUGGCCAGUGCCCAUGAGCACCCAUACGCCCUCCCACCGGAUCACCCCAACCACCCUGACCACGUCAACAACUUGCUGAACUGCCGCGACGCCGACACCCACACCCUGCUCCACAGCAUGGACAGUCUAAUCCUGACCAGCAUGGCCAAACCUGAGUACACAAAGAUAGACAUGCCUCCUGUCUACCCCUAUCCCUCCACCAAUGCCAUCCUGCAAGUGAACAAGAAUGCCAACACCGACCAGAAGAAGAGUGAGGAGAAAAAGGAGGAGGAGGAUGAGGAAGGAGAUGAAGAUGGCCCCAAACCCAUGCCUCCAUACAGUUCCUGCUUUAUACUGUCCACCACCAACCCGUUUCGGAAGUGCUGUCACUACAUCCUGACUCUGAAGUAUUUUGAGUUCAGCAUCCUGUCUGUCAUCGCUAUGAGCAGCAUCGCCCUCGCUGCAGAGGACCCUGUCUGGCCUGACUCACCACAAAAUAAUGUGCUGCGUUAUUUUGACUACGUUUUCACAGGCGUCUUCACGUUUGAAAUGUUGAUCAAGAUGGUGGUGCUGGGCUUGUUUCUCCACCAGGGCUCCUACUUCCGCGACUUGUGGAACAUUCUGGACUUUAUAGUGGUUAGUGGUGCUCUGGUGGCCUUCGCCUUCACGUAAGGUGGGGGGGGGAGCAGCAAGGGUAAAGAUAUCAGUACGAUCAAGUCCCUUCGUGUGCUAAGGGUGUUGCGUCCUCUGAAGACCAUCAAACGGCUCCCCAAGUUAAAGGCUGUGUUUGACUGUGUGGUCAACUCUCUGAAGAAUGUGCUGAACAUCUUGAUUGUCUACAUGCUCUUCAUGUUCAUCUUCGCUGUGGUGGCCGUGCAGCUUUUCAAGGGUAGAUUUUUCUACUGCACGGACGAAUCCAAAGAGUUUGAGCGCGACUGCAGGGGCGAGUACUUGGUGUAUGAUAGAGAUGAGGUUAAAGCCCAGAAGCGGGAGUGGAAGAAGUACGAUUUCCACUACGACAACGUGGCUUGGGCCCUGCUCACCCUCUUCACUGUCUCAACUGGAGAGGGGUGGCCGCAGGUGUUAAAGCACUCAGUGGACUCCACCUAUGAGAAUCAGGGCCCUAGCCCAGGUUACAGGAUGGAAAUGUCCAUCUUUUACGUGGUGUACUUCGUUGUCUUCCCCUUCUUCUUCGUAAACAUCUUUGUGGCUCUUAUCAUCAUCACCUUCCAGGAACAGGGGGAUAAGAUGAUGGAGGACUAUAGUUUAGAAAAGAAUGAGAGAGCUUGUAUAGAUUUUGCCAUCAACGCCAGGCCUCUGACUCGCCACAUGCCGAAGAAUAAACUGAGCUUCCAGUAUCGCAUGUGGCAGUUUGUGGUGUCUCCGCCCUUCGAGUACAGCAUCAUGGCUCUGAUUGCGCUCAACACCAUCGUCCUUAUGAUGAAGUUUGAUGGUGCAUCGCCAACAUACGAUGAAGUCCUGAAGAACCUCAACAUCGUGUUUACCACCUUCUUCUUCAUGGAGUCAGUCCUCAAGAUCAUCGCUUUCGGCCCUCUGAAUUACUUCAGAGAUGCCUGGAACAUUUUUGAUUUUGUCUCCGUCCUUGGAAGCAUCACUGACAUAUUAGUGACAGAGCUAGGGAUGAAUAACUUCAUCAACUUGAGUUUCCUGAGGCUGUUCAGAGCAGCUCGCCUCAUCAAGCUACUGAGACAGGGAGAGACCAUCCGCAUCCUGUUGUGGACCUUUGUCCAGUCCUUCAAGGCUCUGCCUUACGUCUGCCUGCUCAUUGCCAUGCUUUUCUUCAUCUAUGCCAUCAUCGGCAUGCAGUUGUUUGGGAAUCUGGCACUAGAUGAGGAGGGAGAGAGUGCCAUCAACGAGCACAAUAACUUCAGAACCUUCAUUAUGGCCCUCAUGCUGCUCUUCAGGAGCGCUACGGGCGAGGCGUGGCAUGAGAUCAUGUUGGCUUGCCUGGGUGGUAAAGAAUGCGACCCGGCCUCAGGGAACACAGAACCUGAAUGUGGCAGCACCUUCGCCUACACCUACUUUGUCUCCUUCAUCUUCCUCUGCUCUUUCCUGAUGCUGAAUCUGUUUGUGGCCGUCAUCAUGGACAACUUUGAGUACCUGACCAGAGACUCCUCUAUCCUGGGGCCACAUCACCUGGACGAGUAUGUAAGGAUAUGGGCCGAGUACGAUCCUGCUGCCUGCGGGCGCAUACAUUAUAAGGAUAUGUACAGUUUAUUGCGAGUUAUCUCCCCUCCCCUGGGCCUUGGCAAGAAAUGCCCACAUAGGGUGGCCUGCAAGAGGCUGCUGCGCAUGGAUCUGCCGGUUGCGGAUGACAACACGGUGCAUUUUAACUCAACCCUCAUGGCUCUGAUCAGGACAGCCCUGGAUAUAAAGAUUGCCAAGGGCGGUGCAGACAAGCACCAGAUGGAUGCAGAGCUGAGAAAGGAGAUGAUGGCUAUUUGGCCAAACUUAUCACAGAAGACACUGGACCUGCUGGUUACACCGCACAAGGCCACAGACUUGACGGUGGGCAAAAUCUACGCUGCCAUGAUGAUCAUGGAGUACUACCGGCAGAGCAAGACGAAAAAGCUGCAGGCCCUGCGAGAGGAACAGAACCGAACGCCAUUAAUGUUUCAGCGCAUGGAGCCGCCCUCUGAGGGAGGGGGCACAGACGGCCAGGGGGGCCAAGGCCUGAACGGCCUCCCCAACACCCAGCCGGACAACCUCAACAGCAUACCUCCCGAGGGUGGCAUGACUGAGAGCCAGUCGUGGGUGACGGCCAAAGCCCAGAAAAUGUUCCAAAAUACGGGUAACUGGAGCCCCGACAGACCCUACCCCGACGAUCUCCAUGACAACCGUCACAACCCGCAGACGGUAGAGAUGAGGGAGAUGGGGCGGGACGGGUACUCCGACACUGAGCCCUAUCACCCAAUGGAUGGGCAUGGGCGGACCCUCUCCAUGCCCCGCCUCUCGGCAGACAACCAAAGAGCUCAUCCUGUUUCGCGGAGGAGACACAGGCCUCGCGGAAAUAACCUCAGUUCAUCGAGGCCGCUGGAGCGGGCCUCCGCCUGGGGACAGCCUGGAGGGUGACGGGCCUUUCUACGAGCGCGACUACGAGUAUGAGCGACACCAUGAGCCCCCUGCCUACGAGCAAAGCCUCUCCCACGGCAACCCACACCCACAUGGGGGAAAUCCUCACCCACACCCACGCUCACCUAGGACUGCCCGCCACGGGCCCCCUCCGCCCCCUCACCCUCAUCCACGUAGGGUGCCCAAUGGUUACCGCUCAUCCUCACCUUCUCCACAUCGGCGGGGACCACCAGGGGCGCCCCCCCACCCACACCACCGCCCUCCCCAUGGCAGAGGGCCCCGCAAGGGCCUGCAUGAACCUUAUAGUGAGACGGAUGAGGAUGACUGGUGCUAGCAACCGCAGGGAGCGAGGGAUAUGGGCAGGAGAGGAGAAGAAGAAUAGCAGCCUCCAAUGCUCUGGCAUUGGAUAUGUAGACUUUUAAUAAAGCAGAGGUGGUGAAAAUGUUGGGGGCAGGGCUUGUGAACGCCCUCCAAACCCUCUACCUUCACCCCUCGGACUCUAAAUGAGAGGAAAGGGUGGGGUGGGGGGGAGCGGG